AUGUGGACGAUCAAGCUUUCGGCUUCGAAUUCUCGAGAGCUCAUGGGGAUCCGAGCAAUUCCUACUUUUCAGAUCAUCGUCGACGGGGUCAAAGUGGCCGAGUUGGUCGGCGCUGAUCAGCAAAAGCUUCGUACCUGGUUGCCCGAACACUUCGGAGGUAAGUAA
Messenger RNA from Puccinia graminis f. sp. tritici CRL 75-36-700-3, 165 nucleotides. RefSeq lists its product as uncharacterized. Bases 1 to 165 code for a protein of 54 amino acids. The transcript has 4 exons. NCBI's taxonomy places the organism in Eukaryota, Fungi, Basidiomycota, Pucciniomycetes, Pucciniales, Pucciniaceae. The record is from RefSeq and is a predicted model, not a curated record.